AUGUGCCUACGGACCUCGAGCAUCUUGAUGCUAUCCAUCCUGCUGCCGUGUUGCAGCCCAGUUUGGGGGGAGGUUGACUGGGCAGCUCUGCUGGACAACAUGGACCUGAGCAGAGACGGAACCAUACACUGGCAUGAAGUCAAGCAUAGCAUGGGCUUCAAGGGCUUACCCAAAGACGUGCGGAAGGGUUUCAAAGAGGCCUUUAAUGCUGCAGACAUCAACAAUGACCAUGUGCUCGCUCUGGAGGAGUUCAAGGCGUUUUAUGCAAGAACCGAAAUGAUUGUGCAGGACAGGGAUCGCCAGUUGGUUGAGCAGGCUCGCCAGCGCUUGCAAGAAAGGAAAGCGGCACCUCUCGAAGGAAGCGUUAAGUCAGAGCUGUAA
Molecule: messenger RNA, 381 nt
Organism: Symbiodinium natans
Lineage: Eukaryota; Dinophyceae; Suessiales; Symbiodiniaceae
Source: the annotation of a GenBank genome assembly